Myripristis murdjan (pinecone soldierfish) is the source of this 2048-nucleotide messenger RNA. RefSeq names its product phospholysine phosphohistidine inorganic pyrophosphate phosphatase (gene lhpp). Lineage: Eukaryota; Metazoa; Chordata; Actinopteri; Holocentriformes; Holocentridae. Bases 7 to 825 code for a protein of 272 amino acids. The record is from RefSeq and is a predicted model, not a curated record. Gene Ontology annotation, molecular function: phosphatase activity; inorganic diphosphate phosphatase activity. Gene Ontology annotation, cellular component: cytoplasm; cytosol. Gene Ontology annotation, biological process: dephosphorylation. The transcript is spliced from 7 exons.
UUCGCCAUGGCCGACUCCAGCUGGACAGAUUCUGCAAAGAGUUUGAAAGGUGUGAUCCUGGACAUGUGCGGCGUGUUGUAUGACAGCGGGGAGGGCGGUGGGACUCCCAUUGCUGGUUCGGUUGAAGCAGUGAAAAAGCUCAAGGCAUCUGAUCUACAGCUGCGCUUCUGCACCAACGAGACCCAGGCCACCAGGGAGAAGUUUGUGGCCAAGCUCCAGCGAAUGGGCUUUGACAUCUGCGUGUCUGAGGUGUUCUCUCCAGCCCCGGCAGCAGUAGCCAUCCUCAAGGAGAGAGGCUUGCGGCCUCACCUGCUGGUCUAUGAUGGCGUUGUCCCCGAGUUUGACAGCGUUGACAAAACCAACCCAAACUGUGUUGUCAUCGGAGACGCAGCCGAUAAGUUCUCCUACCAGAACCUGAAUGAGGCCUUCAGGGUCCUCAUAGGCCUGGAAAAGCCAGUGUUGUUCUCUCUGGGCAAAGGGAGGUACUAUAAGGAGACAGAUGGUUUGAAACUGGAUGUAGGGGUUUACAUGAAGGCUUUGGAGUACGCCUGUGAUGUAGAGGCUGAGGUGAUAGGAAAGCCCUCUUCAGUGUUUUUCCAGAGUGUCCUCAAUGACAUGGGGAUUCAGCCACAAGAGGCGCUGAUGAUCGGAGAUGAUCUGGUGAAUGAUGUGGGAGGGGCUCAACACUGUAAAAUGAAAGGUGUACAAGUGAGGACGGGCAAAUACAGGCCCAGCGAUGAGAGGCACCCAACGGUGACUGCUGACGGCACCGUAGACAACCUGGCCCAGGCUGUGGACAUGAUCCUCAGUCGGAGGGGAUGCUAAGAAAAGGCAGUGGACUUAGGAGCAACACUGAAGCGCCCCGUCAUGAAUACUCACUUUGACAUCAGGAGGCCUGCUAGGACCCAGUGGUGUGUAGGCUUGGGUCCAAUAGUUUCUGCAAAUAGAUCUUAGUGUUAAGUACCAAAUGGCUGCAGUGCAUUGCAUGGCAAACUCCACCCAUCUGGUAUGCCAAACAGAUUAAAGCUGCACUAUAAAAUUGCCAGUAGAUAAUUGGCAUAGAUGAAAUACCUCAUGUUUACAUGGACGUGCCUGUAAGGAGUUGACUGUCUUUCAAAAGGGCAAAGUAAUAACAAGGUGCGUUUGAAGUCCCUCCUUAAUUAUCAGUCAGCUUUGGGUUGAACUGUUAAUAUGAAGACAUUCAUGUGUCUUUGAAGUCAAACUACAAAUGCACAUAGAACUAGAAUGCAGCUGCAGUGAUUUUUUUUUUUUUUUUUUUUAACAUACUGUAUGUUGUAAGGAACCAGUUUCAUACACCAUGUAUUGUCCCUCACUUCUGCACACAAGUCAUGCAUGACGUUAAGAAAUGUGGAGUCAUUACUGUCAGUGUUUGAUUUUGUGCAUCAUGAAGAGUAUUGACAGCAAAGACAACAAUGAACAAUUUUAAUAUGCCACGAAUUGUUAAAAACAUGUGUCUCCUCGAUUUGUUUUGCAGCCAUUGUCACACCAUGUUUUUAAAAGGGUUCAAGGUCGUCUCAGACUGCUGAGGAGAAUAUAGCCUUGGCCCUGGUUUUUACUUGAAUUCAUAUCAGAGCGGCUUUUGUUUUACAAAAACAAAUCACUGGGAAUGGGAAGUGAGUGGAGCUGAGAGAUGAUAAACGCAGAGCCCAGCAGAGUGUGGUGAUUUAUGCCGGUCCUUGAGCUCACGUUUCCCUCUCUGAAAACAAGACGAAACGAGCUCUCAUCAGUCUGUUGCAUCACAAAUCCACAGCUGCUUCCCUUUAUCUAUUCCACUGUAAUCUUCAUCUUGAGAUGAUCAUAUAACUGUUAUGUUUUUAGUUGUUACUUUAAUUGUUCCUAAUUACAGGGAAGUGUUAUGCAUUCACAGUAUCUCCGGUGAAGUUAAAUAAAAUAAUGAGGGAAAGAGAAUUGGUUGAACGGGCUGCAGUCCAUGCCGGUUGGAUUGUUUAGGUCUGGAACUGGGGCAGAAAACAAAUGACUCUCCAUCAUUGCCCCCAAGGUUUCAGUGUACCAAAUAAAUUCAUCAA